CAGGAGCUGAGCACUGUCCGCUGUGCCUGCCUGCAAAUUCCGGACAUGGCUCAGGAGAAAAUGGAGCUGGACUUUGAGCCUGACAUAUCUGAUGGGGGCACCCUGAGGAGAGCCAACAGCGCUCCCCUGAUCCAUGGGCUCAGCGACUUUUCACAGGUUUUUCAACCAUACACAUUUAGAACUCGGAGGAAUAGUACAACCAUUAUGAGCCAUCACAGCUUGUUGCUGUCAUCCUCACCCAGCCGUAUCCCUAGUAGCAGACUGCAUCAAAUCAGAAAGGAAGAAGGAGUGGAUAUGAUGAACAGAGAGACUUCACGUGAAAGGGAAGUGCAAACAGCAAUGCAGAUAAGCCAAUCAUGGGAUGAGAGCUUGAGCCUGAGCGAUAGUGAUUUCGACAAGUCGGAGAAAUUAUAUUCUCCGAAGAGAAUUGACUUCACUCCAGUUUCUCCAGCACCAUCACCCACCAGAGGAUUUGGAAAGUGUUUUUCACCAUCCUUACAAAUGUUUGUGAGUAGCAGUGGAUUAUCGCCAAGUCCUGUUCCUAGUCCAAGACGAUUUUCGAGGCGGAGUCAAAGUCCAGUCAAGUGCAUUAGGCCCAGCGUCCUUGGUCCUCUUAAAAGAAAAGGUGAAAUGGAGACAGAAAGCCAGCCCAAGAGACUCUUCCAAGGCACUACCAACAUGCUGUCUACUGAUGCUGCCCAAUUGUCUGAUCUGAGCUCAUGGUGGUGUUAUCAAGGAGAAGAAAUUCCUGCCUUGACCAGAUGUGUGGAGCAUCUACAAAUGAAUGAAUAAUGUUAUUUACCCACAAACCACUGUGUAGAAAAGCCUACACGGAGCUGUCAGUGUCUCGGGUGGUGUUACGAGGCCGUAGGUGCCUUGGGGUGCACUGUUAUGCUGUAAGGGAUGUGUAUCAUAAGGUAGGGUGGAAAGGGGGGCUUUCUGUGUGUGAUUGCCACAUGCUGUUUCUGUUGCUGCUUUUUCGGUUUACUUUUUGUCAUUGGACUCACUCGUUUUGUCGUGUGGAGAUUGGUGCUGCUCUGACUGUGCUUUGGCUAUUGUGUUGCCAUCAGAAUGGAAGUCCAGUUCUUGCUCCUGCUGCCUGAUAGUCAGGGCCGUUUACUAUCUAGGAGGAAUCUUUUAAGAGUUGAAAAAUUCAAUGUUUUGUGCAUUCUGCUUUUAAGAAGCUGUUUGAACUACGAACAAGGAGCCCUUGGUGGUGCAGCAGUUAAAGCGCUUGGCUGCGAACCGAAAGGUUGGCGGUUCGAACCCACCAGCCGCUCCGUGGGAGAAAAGACCUGGCGAUCUGCUUCUGUAAAGAUUACAGCCUUGGAGACCCUGUGGGGCAGUUCUACCCCGUCCUGUAGGGUCACUAUGAGUUGGAAUUGACUCGACGGCAACAGGUUUGGGGUUUUUGGUUCGAACUAUGAAUGUUGUACGUAAGUCUGAGGUAUCAUAAAUUAUUUAAGUUUUAAAAGAGGAAAAUCACGACUGAGCUAUUUAAAAAGCCUGCCUGUAAUUUAUUGUUAUUUAUUAUCUAUAACUGUGAAAAAACGUCUGUGGUGAUAGAUUUUUUUUUUAAUGCUGAGCUGCCAUGGUUGGAUUGUCUGUAUUUAAUAUGCAAAUUUGCCUGCUAGGCUCAUCAUCCAUUCUUAAAUGAUUGUCAGCAUCAAAAACCACACUGCAUUUGUGUCUUUUGAAGGCAAAGAUCAUUGAAUUUUAAAGGAAGAUGAUGUGCUCUGAAGGUACUCAUGGACUAGUAAUGUUGUGUGGCCUGAAGGGAGACCUAGUCACUUAGCUUGUGGUUGUUCUGUUACAGCAUCAUAUGUGUUCUUUAUUUUAACGGGUAGUAACUGCUGUAGUGGCCAUUAAUGGUUUGCUUUCUUGUAUUGCUUUUAUCUGUGCAAAGUCCAUAGUCCUUCAACCUAACAAAAAUGUGUAUAUUAUGAAGAUUGUUUCCUGGUAUGCCAUUUUAAAGAAAAAUUAUUCCGAUAGUAUUCAGUGUAAUUAUUUGUCUGAGAACCAUGUUUAGCUGUUUCUGCCUAUAAGAAGAGAUGAUUUCAUCUUGUAGCAUAUUUAUCCACCUUCACUCUACUGUCUUCUUUGCCUUAAAGGGACACUUUUGGCCAUCUUUUUUGGGCUGUAAUUUAGGGCUGUUAAGAAAUAACCUUUGAAAUGUAGUGUUAGUUAAAUUUCUUUUUGAAAUUAUAGUAAUCCUGUAGGGGGUUGGGGGGUAGAAUUGGGGCAGGAGAAUGAGACUGUCCAGGUGGUAUGAGAACUAGGAGGGAAGAUGAUUUGUUUUAUUGUUUAAACCAAUGUUCAUGUUUAUUGUUUAAAUUGACUAGAAAGUUCAGUUUGUGCAGGAAGUGUUCUGAAAUAAAUAAAAGAUAUGCUCACUCUCGAACGAGCUUUGCUGACAGUACCCCUUUAUUUUUAUAUAAAGUCUAAUAUUUGAAAAGUAAUCAUUGUUAUAAAGUAAAAUACUUUCUUCCUAUUCUAAUAUUAUAUCACAUAUUUCAGGCUUCUCUUUGAAAAUAAGUAUGAGAGUUGAUACAAGAAAAUCCUAUACAUAAACUGUUUUUGCUUGACUGACUUAUAUAAUCACUGUGUUUCAUAUUAACUGCUUUUGGAAUAAUAGGAAGUUUUGUGAAAUGCUGGCCUUGUGUAUAUCUUAGAAUGCAAAUUUAAUAAAGUGUGUACACAUGCAUAAAAUUUU
Molecule: messenger RNA, 2713 nt
Organism: Trichechus manatus latirostris (Florida manatee)
Lineage: Eukaryota; Metazoa; Chordata; Mammalia; Sirenia; Trichechidae
Gene: PABIR2
Product: PABIR family member 2
Exons: 10
Coding region: 46-792 (248 amino acids)
Molecular function (GO): protein serine/threonine phosphatase inhibitor activity
Source: RefSeq, a predicted model, not a curated record